AUGUAUGACAACAUCUCUGAUUUCACAAGAUAUGAUGACGACCAUGACCCCGAACACGGUGAAGAAGAAGUUUUACAAACAUCCAUUAAGACAGGAAAGGUUUUAACUCAAAGUCUCAUUAUUGACACCAAAGAUGGCGAAGUGGACGUUCUUCAAGAGCUGAAGAAAAAUACUUCUUCGGGAGGUGGUGGUAGGCAUGAACUUGAAAUAAAUGAGAUAGAAGAGAAAUUAGCCGAAAAAGCAGAUAAAGAACAUAAACACAAUAUCUCCGAUAUAAAUGAACUUCAAGCUACAUUAAAUAGUAAAGCGGACAAAAAUGAACUUGACGCAACGAACAAAGUUUUGAAAUCUCAUAAACACAAUAUCUCCGAUAUAAAUGAACUUCAAACUUCUUUAGACAAUAAAGCAGACAAAAACCAUGUUCAUUAUAUAAGUUCUGAUGAACAGAUUAUAACGGACUAUCAUGGAUAUUUAACACAGGGUGAAAAAGUGAAUACGAAAAAUGUUAAUGAAAGAAGAUAUAAAUUCAUUCGUGCUAAAGGUUAUGACAUACACUGUACUGUACAGUAUGACACAGGUAUAGCACCACAAUCAUUUGGUUAUAACGCUGAAAUUUAUGCUUCAUACUUCUUUGUUAACGGUGUAUUAGUUGAACCAAGAUUUACUUUGAGAGUUAAGUCAAAAAUAACUUUUGAAGAUGCUAUUAAAAGUAAAGCUGACAAAACAGAACUUGACGCAACGAACAAAGUUUUGAAAUCUCAUAAACACAAUAUCUCCGAUAUAAAUGAACUUCAAACUUCUUUAGACAGUAAAGCCGACAAAAAUCAUACACAUAAAUCCUUCACUACUGUUAGAGCAGACGACAUAAUAUUGAACUAUGAUUUGGGUUCAAGUGCACCUUUAGAGAAUCCGAGUACAAGCGUAAAAGAUACUCUUAACAAUUUAGAUAAGAGUUGCAGGAAUAUCGAAGGUCAUGCCAGAAACUUUGAAGCAUAUGAACUACCAGCAAUGUUAGACAGUAAAGCCGACAAAACUUAUGUGGAUACAGAACUAACAAAGAAAUUUUCGAAACCAGAUACAAUGACAUUUACAACAGAAAUUAUAAAUGGUGAACCAGCAACUCCAUUUGAAUUUGUUAGAGGUCUUCAACCAGAUACUUUUGAAUUUUUCUUGGAUAAUUCUAUUGAACUAACAUUACAUUAUAAAAGUGGAACAAAUGCAACAUUUCAUCCGGGAGAUACAUUCCAAAUGGUAUUUAAUGACAUAAGUUCUUUAGAAUAUGUUUAUAGAGUUAUGAGCAUAUAUGAUUUAAUAUAUCCUAUAGGAGCUGUUUAUACGUCUAUGAAUCCAAUAAAUCCAAACACUUUAUUUGGUGGUAG
Messenger RNA from Trichomonas vaginalis G3, 1379 nucleotides. RefSeq names its product keratin-associated protein family. The transcript has a single exon. NCBI's taxonomy places the organism in Eukaryota, Parabasalia, Trichomonadida, Trichomonadidae. The annotation marks the transcript as partial. The record is from RefSeq and is a predicted model, not a curated record.